AUGAGCUUGACGAUACCUGGGCUAGAUCUUAUAAGAAACGAGAUUGAGGAGAUCAAAAGUGGAAAUCUUCGAUAUACAAUCGCCAAUCUGUCGAUCAAAGAGCCUAUAUCAUUAUCUGUCCUCCGAAACGGAGGAAGGGUCAAAGACUUUGAUUACAAGAGAAAGUACACCAUAAAAGAGCUUCAGGGGAUAUUUGAGGAAUUUUCGGAAAGUGUCAAUGAGCAGGAUCCCUGUCUUGUAGUAUAUGACUUCAUACACUUCGACGAUGAUGGAAUUCAAAAAAACACCCUGUGUUUGAUCUCCUACAUUCCCGAGCAUCUUGUACCACUUAAGAAGGUUGCAUAUUCUACCAAUGCCUUAAACCUUAAGGAACUACUGGAUAUUUCCGUUCAUAUCUCCAUAAAAAAGAAAUCUGACCUCAUCUUCGAUAACAUUGCCGAGAAGUGUGCAGCGUCACGGAUGAAAUAA
Messenger RNA from Encephalitozoon intestinalis ATCC 50506, 468 nucleotides. RefSeq names its product putative ADF actin-binding protein. Gene Ontology annotation, molecular function: actin binding. The coding region runs from base 1 to 468 and encodes 155 amino acids. NCBI's taxonomy places the organism in Eukaryota, Fungi, Microsporidia, Unikaryonidae. The transcript has a single exon. The record is from RefSeq and is a predicted model, not a curated record.